GAACUUAAAAACGAAGUAAAUAUCUUAUUAAACUAUUAUAAGUCAAUUUUAAAGUUACAUUAUAUCAUUACUGUUAAUAAUUGUAAAUAUAUACGGGGGAAAGUUAUAGUGUUGAUUGUUAUGAGUGAAUAAUAAAUAGUUUUUGAGUAACGUUGGCUGGCAUAGAAAGGAUUGUAAAUUUUAGAGUUCUUGAAGUUUCCAUGCUUUUCUACGCGGGAUGGACGAUUUCCAGCAGCCUAGUACUUCAAAGUGUGGCCAGUAGAGCCACCAGCGGCAGAGCCUGUGGCCCUGAAUCAUGACGCGAUAUGGAGAUAUCAGGUCGAACUCGAGCGCGGAGCAGGCCUUCGAGCUGACGGCGGGAGCGGGCGACGCCGGUACGCCGCCGUGCGCAGAGACAGCCGGCGCGAUGCUCACCGUGCCGUCACAGGCGCAUCUCGAGAACCACCAAAACUCGCGCAAGAGAAAGACUGAAUUCUCGGAGGCUUAUGAGAUGCCCAGCUGCGACAUCACUAUAUCUGCACCUUCAAUUUCCGAACUGCAACCAGAGAGUGUCACCAGGAAGAGGAGAGUUUCACCUUGUGCGACCAACAGUACUUACGACGAUGAUGGCAGUGACGACACGCGGUCCAAUCGCACUUUGCCUGACAAGAAACAAAACCAUAGCGAGAUCGAGAAACGAAGACGCGAUAAAAUGAACACUUAUAUAUCGGAAUUGAGUUCAAUGGUGCCCAUGUGUGGCGCAAUGGCCCGCAAGUUAGACAAGUUGACUGUACUCCGUAUGGCUGUCCAGUACUUAAGAUCAGUACGCGGUGCACUUUCCGCGGGACCAUUGACAGUCAGACCGCGUCCCGCUUUUCUCUCAGAACAAGAAUUGAACGCUCUAGUACUCCACGCGGCUAGGGAUUGCUUCUUGAUGGUCGUUGGUUGCGAUCGUGGGAGGCUGCUUUAUGUGAGCGCCUCAGUUACGACUAUCUUGCAUUACGAUCAGUCCGAGCUACUGGGCCAGAGUCUCUUCGACAUCUUGCAUCCGAAGGACGUCGCUAAAGUAAAGGAGCAGCUCUCGUCCUCUGACCUAAGUCCCAGGGAACGACUGAUUGAUGCCAAGACAAUGUUACCAGUAAAAGCGGAUAUGGUAGCUGGGGCUUCACGUCUAUGUCCUGGCGCUCGACGUUCCUUUUUCUGCCGUAUAAAGUGCCGCAACCCAGCCAAUCGCCAACAGCCGAACCAAGUUAAAGAAGAAGGCGAAACCAACGACAAAAUGAGGAAGAAACAAGAGAAAAAGUACUGCGUCGUGCAGUGCACGGGUUAUCUUAAGUCGUGGGCUCCAGCAGAAAUGUCGGAAUCUGGGGCGGACGGCAAUCCAGAUGAUGGCGAUGCUUGCAACUUGUCCUGUCUUGUUGCUGUUGGUCGAGCGUUAACCGAUCUAACGCCUCACACGCCUCCCGCGCCCUUUACUCGCUACGUGCAGUAUAUAUCGCGACACGCUACCGACGGGAAGUUUCUGUUCGUUGAUCAAAGGGUGACAUUGGCUUUAGGUUUUCUGCCUCAAGAGCUGCUAGGCACAAGUCUAUAUGAAUACAUUAGCGCAGCAGAACUUGGUGCUGUCGCUCGUACGCAUAAAUCCGCACUUCUAAGGCGUGACGCUUUAAGUACCCCGCCGUAUUGUUUCCGGCGUAAAGAUGGCACAUAUGCGCGAAUACAGACUGAAUUCAAACCUUUCAGGAAUCCGUGGACAAAGGACGUCGAAUGCCUCGUCGCUAACAACACUUUGGUGACGGAAGAACAAGAGCAACCACUACUAGAGGACUGUAACUUAUUCGACAUAUACAAGCACAGCGAGCCAUUUUGGGACCAACUUCAUAGUGCGCUUUCAGAAACCGAUGUCGAAAUGCAGAGGUUGAUCGACUCUCAGAUCGAAUCUCACAAAAUAGGCUCGACAAUAGCCGAAGAAGCGCUCGGAAGACCGCCCUCAGACUAUUCUCCUGAGCUUCCAGGAGAUAUUUUGCAGGAUACAGUUUUUAAUACGCAGGGUUCGGUGGGCGAUAACUAUCUCGGCGUCGAUAUGGCCUACAACAACCAAGUUCGGAACAACGUCCCCCUUAGCUCCGUCGGCGCUGAAGGAUCACCCAUACCAGAUAUUAAUGGCUAUUCCUCUACGUCCAGUCCUCCGUCAAUAUCCCCACCAAUCUCAACUCUGGGUCUUGAUGGUAAUGGAGAAGCAGCUAUGGCUGUCAUAAUGAGUCUACUAGAAGCCGAUGCUGGUCUCGGUGGACCUGUCAAUUUCUCCACUAUACCUUGGCCGUUACCUUAAACAAACACUCUUUUCUAUUCGAACGGUAAUAUUUUGUUUCAAAUUUAAUCAUUAAAUCUGCUUGUCUUUAUCUAUUCCUAAUGUACAACAAGCCUUAACCAAUCAUAUCACGUUAAUUUCUUCGUCUAUUUAUAGUUUACUUAAAGUUAUCACUUAUCUCCAGUUUCAGAAACAUCGAUCAUAGUCGGAUUAAUUCAUUUCACUUUAAUCUGAGCGGUCUGAGGUAACGUUGACGCAAUUGGCGACCAAUGAGGGCCUAGUCACGUUCAUUUAUUUGGUUUUGCUCAGAAUUUCAGAAAUUAGCGGUUAGUCUUUAAAGUAAUAUUAAGACGACCAAAUAUUUUAUUUGUUAAGGCCAUUUUGCACUUCGCAUACCCGAUAUACAUAUAUUCUUUUAAACUUUCUAUAAAGUAAAUUUAAUAAAACGUAAAAAUAAAAAAUAAUUGCAGAAUGAGUAUUUGUAAAUUUUUCUUAAAUUAAAUAAUUUAUUUGUAACGGUUAUGCGAUGUGCUAUUAUUUUUUAAAUCGUUAUAUACAUAUAUAUAUAUAUAUAAAUAUAUAUAUAUAUAUAUAUAUAUUUUAAGUUAACUUUUUUGGAUAUUCGUAACUGUUAAUUAGUUAUUACAAAAUUGACAUCUUUGAACAGAUUAUUUAUAGUUAUCUAUUCUAUAUACAAUGUAUUUCUAUACACAAAUAUUUUUUCUCUCUCCUAAGACUUAUCCAAGCUUUACGAGUAAGUAAGAAGUCCAAAUUUAAAAUUUAAAACAAAACUCUUCAUAUACCUACUAUUUACGAUAAUUUUUAAACUAUGUAAUGGGAAUACCACUAUAUUUUUGACUCUUUUUUAUUUUAUGCUCAUAAAAGAAUGAGCUUAAAAUCUUUUCUAAAACGAAAACAAAAAAUACAAAAAAAUGUACUUCUAAAUUUAAAAAAAUAAAUUAUGUCCCUUAAUCUAAUUAUUAUUUACAUAAAUAUGCUUAUUGAUACAAACACUAUGAUGUUAUGAUUUUAAUUUUUAAUUAUAGCAAACUUUAAUUAUUACAUGCUAAUAAAACGUCCAAUGUAAUAAUUAAUUGUUAUAUUUUAAACUUCUGUGAUUUAUAUCCGGUACUAGGUCUCGAUACAUGUGUAUUUAAUAUUUCUAUUUUAUAUUACAUUAUUUCGUAACAUAAAAAAUCUAUAUAUAUUAUACUUUGCUAAAUAUUUUAGUUUCUACAUUUUGAGAAAUGACUCGACCAAGAUUUUUAGAUAACUGACUCGCAAUGUAUAUUUACUUACAUAUUUUCUUUGCCAAAUUGUAACUAAAGCUUUAAUAAAAAUAUACAUAAUAUAAAUAAAUUACAUUGAAAUUCAAAAACAAUUACAAACAAUAUUUAUAC
This is a messenger RNA of Nymphalis io (European peacock), 3690 nucleotides long. RefSeq names its product protein cycle (gene cyc). Gene Ontology annotation, cellular component: aryl hydrocarbon receptor complex; transcription regulator complex; nucleus. The transcript has 13 exons. The record is from RefSeq and is a predicted model, not a curated record. Gene Ontology annotation, biological process: regulation of transcription by RNA polymerase II. Bases 296 to 2311 code for a protein of 671 amino acids. Lineage: Eukaryota; Metazoa; Arthropoda; Insecta; Lepidoptera; Nymphalidae. Gene Ontology annotation, molecular function: DNA-binding transcription factor activity, RNA polymerase II-specific; protein dimerization activity; RNA polymerase II cis-regulatory region sequence-specific DNA binding.